Aureobasidium melanogenum CBS 110374 is the source of this 645-nucleotide messenger RNA. Its product is annotated as cytochrome P450. Gene Ontology annotation, molecular function: oxidoreductase activity, acting on paired donors, with incorporation or reduction of molecular oxygen; iron ion binding; heme binding. Bases 1 to 645 code for a protein of 214 amino acids. The record is from RefSeq and is a predicted model, not a curated record. The transcript is spliced from 4 exons. Lineage: Eukaryota; Fungi; Ascomycota; Dothideomycetes; Dothideales; Saccotheciaceae.
AUGGACGCAGAUCUCAGCGUUGAGGAAGCGGCUAACAACCUCAAUGUCCAGAUAAUAGCUAGUGCUGCAGUGACAGCCCCAGCUAUUGCUCAUAUGUGUGCGAAAUACAUGAAACAGCCGUUGGAUGAACAGAAUUCUGUCAGAUCCGAGCUAAAUCAUUACUUCAAGAAAUGGACGAGUGGUAUACCUCCAGCCUUGAAUCGGAAUGCACAUCCAUAUUCGUCAGCACUCAUCAAUGAGUGUUUACGUGUCUGUCCUCCCGCAGCAUUCUUCAGGGAAAAGGUGUGUCUAGGUGCGGCUAUGCAGGAUCCAAAGAUAUUUGGCGACCAAGCAGAUGAGUUCGACCUAUCUCGAUGGUUGAAGUCCGACAUAAAAGAUCUCCAACGCAUGGAAGACUUUCUUGGGCUUGUUCUUGGCUCUGGCAUGUCUGAAUGUCUGGGGAAAAGGACCGCGCUCCUGGAAAUGUCGCGCUCCCUGUACACGACGGCCCAGUACAGAUAUCAGAUAGUGAAUUGGGCAAAAUUCGCUCGCUUUUCGAAUAAGGGCGUCCAAAGAGUCACAGAUAUGCAUGUGCGUGUCUCGAGACUUGGAGACAGCAUAACGCCGGGUCUUCCGGCACAGACUCUUAUCGGCACUCUACAUUGA